AUGACGUAUAAUAACAUAUGGAGAUUAUCACCUACUGAUCCCUACGUUUACAAAAGUUGUAACUGGCUGGAUUUAGGACCGGGACUUCUGGUUAAUGAUAACCUGGAUCAGAAAGCUAGAUAUAUAGCAUCUAUUAAAUUUAAAAGCUAUUGUGACGGGGGAUCUCCAGUCUAUAUGGCCAGCAGACUUACCGGACUCUCUAAGUAUCGGUAUCUAGAUUCAGUAUAUUUGGAUUGGAAAAAAUAUAUUACUGCAAAUAAUUCUAUUGGAGGUUCAUUCCAAUAUAGCAUAUAUUCAGUGGUCAUAUCAUUUACGGCUAAUUUAGUAAUUACCAUUUUUUUAACAGUCUUAGUAUUUAUUAAUAUACGGGACAAACCAUAUGUUAAAUCAUCAAGAUUACUUAAAUUUGCCUCAUUGAUAGCAUCCCUGAACUUAAUAAUUUUCGUUACACGAUCACUACAGAAACUCGCAACAGAACACAAAACCCAUGGUACUGUCAGUACCCAUUAUGCAAUGGAUUUAUUUACAGACGAUAUUGCAUUCAUUGUUCUAGAUUUUAUAUCUACCUGCAUAUUUCAACUUUGUCAAGUAAGUAUCGUCAUUAGAUUAUUUGAAAGAAUACAGGAGAAAAGAAUUGUGUUUAUUUGUGGCGUUUGUCUAACAAUUGUAGAUAAUGUCCUUUGGGUGAUACCUCAAUUAGUAGAGGCCUCAGGAGGCGGAUACGUCAAGAGAUGGGAAAUAUUACCACCUUUUGUUUACCUUUUUAGGAUUUCUAUUGCUACAUCUUACGCCUGUGUUGUCAUAUCAUAUAUCAUAAGGAAAAGAAGACAAAGCUAUAGAUCUUUUCAGAUGGUCCUUUUGAGUUUUCUCACUUUAAUUACUGUAAUUGCUUCACCAGUAUUUUUCAUCAUUGAUAUAUCAGAUGUUUGGAUCAGUGAGUUAAGUGAAAUCUUCUCUACUACAUGCUAUAUUGGUGCUACCGUUAUUGUAUGGGAAUACCUAGAUAGAUUAUCGGUAAUAGAAAGAAAUGACCGUGCUCAAAGUGUUCUUGGUAGACCAAUAUUUGAAGAUGAACAACAUGAUUAUAAUUUUGCCAAAUAUGCACUAAAAGUACAAAAGGCUCUAAUACGAAGUGAUUCAAACACAGGAAGUGAAGCUGUCGGUGAUGAAGAUCUCGAGGAGGGAUUAGGUAAUCAAGCAGAUAGUAUGGACAAUAACGUUAUACAUCCUGAAGACGAGAGUAUAAAUCAAGUCCGCUUUGAUAAUAAGCGUGAGUUCAAUGAAGUAGCUCAAGAACAUCUUUCUAAUGCCAUAGAUAAAGUUCUUUAUUUUACAGAUCAAAUCGCCAUUAAAAGUUUUGGUAACUAUACAUCGAAUUCAAGUUCAAAGAAUAGUGAUAAUUCAAAUGAAAGAAAGAAAGUUGUAAAAAGACGGCUUGGUCUAGAUAAACCUAAGGAUGUUUAUGUAUACGAACUGAGAGAUGUCGUAUUCCCUUCUGACGAUGAAGAAGAAGAAGAAGAAGAAGAAGAAGAGCGAAAAGUAGAUAAACAAGAACAACGUAAUGAGGAGGGGGGAACUUAUGAUAAUUCUGCAACACAUCGAAAAUAG
This is a messenger RNA of Naumovozyma dairenensis CBS 421, 1608 nucleotides long. RefSeq names its product Rim21p (gene RIM21). Bases 1 to 1608 code for a protein of 535 amino acids. The transcript has a single exon. Gene Ontology annotation, biological process: cellular response to pH. NCBI's taxonomy places the organism in Eukaryota, Fungi, Ascomycota, Saccharomycetes, Saccharomycetales, Saccharomycetaceae. The record is from RefSeq and is a predicted model, not a curated record. Gene Ontology annotation, cellular component: plasma membrane.